AUCAAUCCACUUCGAUCUGCGUUCCAAACCCACGACCAAUUUUUCAUUUUUUUUUUUUUUCCUGAAACGAUUUCCUUUAGCUCUGCUAAAAGAAGCAACUUUUCUCUAACAACUCAGUUCCCACCCAACGCAAUUACAGCUUUUCCAAAAUCGUACCUUGAAAUUUGUCUUGUUGGAAAUUGAAGAUUCUUCUCUUUUUCUCAAAGAUUGAAUGGCGGGCUCUGGAAGUACUGAGUUCGAUCCUGAACUAGUCAUUUCCCACAAAUUUCCUGAGAGUUUAUAUACUUACACUGAAAGGGAUGCUGCUCUUUACGCUCUUGGCAUAGGAGCAUGUGCAAAGGAUGCUAUUGAUGAUAAAGAGCUUAAAUAUGUUUAUCAUCAAGAUGGUCAAGAAUUCAUUCAGGUCUUGCCAACUUUUGCUGCUUUGUUCUCUCUUGGAUUUACUUCAGAAAUGGAGCAGAUUCCAGGCUUGCAAUAUGAUCCACGUCUUCUACUGCACGGCCAACAAUACAUUGAAAUCUAUAAGCCGCUCCCUUCCCAUGGCUGUAUACUAAACAAAGCGAGUAUUGCUGGAUUGCAUGAUAAAGGUAAAGCAGCCAUUCUUGAAAUAGAAAUUGUAAGUUACGAGAAAGAAUCUGGUGAUCCACUAUGCAUGAACCGGUUGGCUAUUUACUUGAGGGGUGCUGGUGGGUUCUCGAAGUCAUCUCAGCCUUACUCUUACUCAAAAAAUCCUAGUAAUCAAUCUGCCUUUCCUAAAAUUCCCAAAAGUCAACCUUUUGCUGUUUUUGAAGAAUGUACGCAUGCAUCACAGGCCUUGCUGUAUAGGCUAUCUGGUGAUUACAAUCCAUUGCAUUCAGAUCCAAUGGUUGCAGGAAUUGCAGGAUUUUCUCGUCCAAUACUGCACGGGUUGUGCACGCUUGGAUAUGCAGUUAGGGCUAUCAUUAAAUGUAUUUGCGGAGGUGAACAGAACAUGAUCAAGAGCAUAUCUGGCAGAUUUUCACUACAUGUCUAUCCAGGAGAGACUUUAAUCACGGAAAUGUGGCUGGCAGGGUUGAGACUUAUAUAUCAAGUGAAGGUUAAGGAACGUAACAGGGCCGUGCUUUCUGGAUUUGUGGAUCUUGAUCGUUUAAGUUCAUCACUGUGAGUGUUCAUGGUGCACUCACGAGGAGAGAGUGUUUUGUAUGAUAAUAUUGGUUUGUAUUUUAUGUCUAAUUACACAAUCUGGAUCUAAUCAUUUUAAGUUCAUAUCUCUCAUGGUACAGUCCUGUGGAGAGGGCUUCCUGUGCAACAAUCUAAAUUACCAUUUCUUUUGCUAAAGUUUAAAUUACUAUUGACCUUAAAUAACAUUUGCCAAAUGUGAUGUUGGUAAA
Molecule: messenger RNA, 1370 nt
Organism: Nicotiana attenuata
Lineage: Eukaryota; Viridiplantae; Streptophyta; Magnoliopsida; Solanales; Solanaceae
Product: enoyl-CoA hydratase 2, peroxisomal
Exons: 11
Coding region: 212-1144 (310 amino acids)
Cellular component (GO): peroxisome
Source: RefSeq, a predicted model, not a curated record